UUAUUCCCAAAGCCGAUACUUCCUUUUCAAGUCCUUUCUCUCUCACACACAAGAUUCUUCUUUCUUUCUCUCUCUAAAACUUCACCUUCUUCUGUGCUGCUAUUGCUAUUGUUGCAUCCAGGAAUAAGAGCAAGAGCGAGGUAAUCCUAACACACCACGCGCGUGUUUCCUUGGUUAAAGCUCGGAUCAGCCAUGGCAGCACCAACUCUCGCUUCUCUGCGCCUCCUAUUCUCUGUAACCCUAAUCCUAACCCUCGUUCACCUGGCACGUGCUAAUUCCGAAGGAGACGCACUCUACACGCUCAAACGGAGCCUCUCCGACCCUGACAACGUUCUCCAGAGCUGGGAUCCCACCCUCGUUAGUCCUUGUACUUGGUUCCAUGUCACCUGCAACCAGGACAAUCGUGUCACUCGAGUGGAUCUUGGUAACUCUAACCUGUCUGGACAUUUGGUACCUGAACUUGGGAAGCUUGAGCAUCUACAGUAUCUUGAGCUGUACAAAAACAACAUUCAAGGAACUAUACCUCCAGAGCUUGGAAGCCUGAAGAGUUUGGUCAGCUUAGACUUGUACAACAACAAUAUAUCAGGCAGCAUCCCGCCUUCAUUGGGGAAAUUGAAGAAUCUUGUCUUUUUACGGCUUAAUGACAAUCGACUAACUGGCCCAAUCCCCAAGGAACUUGUUGCUAUUUCAAGCCUUAAAGUAGUGGAUGUUUCCAACAAUGACUUAUGUGGUACAAUUCCUACCUCUGGGCCGUUUGAGCAUAUUCCAUUGAAUAACUUUGAGAAUAACCCUCGUUUGGAAGGUCCAGAGUUGGUGGGACUUGUAAGUUAUGACACAAACUGCUCGUGAAUAACGUGAUGUAGUAGGAUCUCAAACUCCGUUGGAUUAUAUAUAUGUAUUCUAAAAUUGAAGUGUAUUACCUCAUAGUGUAAUGGGCAGUGGUAAAUGUAAUCUCUGGUAUAUGUAAAUUUACAUACUGAAGAGCAUUGGCAUUUGUAACAGUAGUGUGGUCUUCUAAUGACGUUGCAGACAUGAAUAUCUAUUGAUGUAAUACUAGUAAAAAAUGAAUUUGGUCACUGAUAAAAUAUUGUAAUGUACUGACGCUUUGCUCUCCAUCUCAUCUAGUAAUACUGUUUGUUAGCCCCUGUUGCACAAGCUGUUAUUGUUAUUGUCAACGGUGUUGUAAGAGCUUUUAUAACCUUGGUUUUUCCUUCACAUAUGUAAGUUAUACCGGGGUUCCUUGAAUAUCAUGUAUUUGGAGAAACAGUUUAUUGAACAACAGUUUACCCCAUAAGAAUGUAAGGUAUGAACCGCU
This is a messenger RNA of Abrus precatorius (Indian licorice), 1315 nucleotides long. RefSeq names its product leucine-rich repeat protein 1. Bases 193 to 849 code for a protein of 218 amino acids. Lineage: Eukaryota; Viridiplantae; Streptophyta; Magnoliopsida; Fabales; Fabaceae. The transcript is spliced from 6 exons. The record is from RefSeq and is a predicted model, not a curated record. Gene Ontology annotation, molecular function: protein binding.